CCGCCGCAACCCUCAGCCUCUUUCCACGAGCGCUGACGUCGACGACGACGUCUCAUUUAAAAGCGGCCGCGCAGGCGCAGUAAGGGGAAAUGCGAACUUAGGCUGUUACACAACUGCUGGGGUCUGUUCUCGCUGUCCGCCCGCCCGGCAGUCUGUCAGCCGCGUCGCUGCCUCCUCAACUGUCCCGGGAGUCUCGGGCCCGUGGCUGCUGUCGCCCUCUGUUAGUGCUUAUCAGGAGCUCCUUCCGCCCGCUCAGGCCGUCCCUGCCGUCCGCCUCUCUUCCCCCGCGCUGCCUCUGAGCCCGCAGCGUUCGCACGCCGGCCGACAUGAGCGGGGACCAUCUCCACAACGACUCCCAGAUCGAAGCGGAUUUCCGAUUGAAUGAUUCUCACAAACACAAAGAUAAACACAAAGAUCGAGAACACCGGCAUAAGGAGCACAAGAAGGAUAAGGAUAAGGACCGGGAAAAGUCUAAGCAUAGCAACAGUGAACAUAAAGAUUCUGAAAAGAAACACAAAGAGAAAGAGAAAACCAAACAUAAAGAUGGCAGCUCAGAAAAACAUAAAGACAAACAUAAAGACAGAGACAAGGAAAGACGAAAGGAGGAAAAGAUUAGAGCUGCUGGGGAUGCAAAAAUAAAGAAGGAAAAGGAAAAUGGCUUCUCUAGUCCACCACGAAUUAAAGAUGAACCUGAGGAUGAUGGCUAUUUUGCUCCUCCAAAAGAGGAUAUUAAGCCAUUGAAGAGGCUUCGAGAUGAAGAUGAUGCUGAUUAUAAACCUAAGAAAAUUAAGACAGAAGAUAUCAAGAAGGAGAAGAAAAGAAAAUCAGAAGAAGAAGAGGUUAUUUGGAAUUUAAUAGGUGAGGAUCUUUUUACUAAGCAAGGUGAUCACUUAAUGAGCUUGUGCCAUGUCUUUGAAAGGUGGGAAGAAGAACGUUAUCCAGAAGGCAUCAAAUGGAAAUUCCUAGAACAUAAAGGGCCUGUCUUUGCUCCACCAUAUGAGCCUCUGCCAGAGAGUGUCAAGUUUUACUAUGAUGGUAAAGUUAUGAAGCUGAGUCCUAAAGCAGAAGAAGUAGCUACAUUCUUUGCAAAAAUGCUUGACCACGAAUAUACUACUAAGGAAAUAUUCAGGAAAAAUUUCUUUAAAGAUUGGAGAAAGGAAAUGACUAAUGACGAAAAAAAUACGAUUACCAACCUAAGCAAAUGCGACUUUACACAGAUGAGCCAGUAUUUCAAAGCGCAGUCAGAAGCUCGGAAACAGAUGAGCAAGGAAGAAAAAUUGGUACAUGAUAACAAGGUUACUUGGCUGGUCUCCUGGACAGAGAAUAUCCAAGGUUCUAUCAAAUAUAUCAUGCUGAAUCCCAGUUCUCGAAUCAAGGGUGAGAAAGACUGGCAGAAGUAUGAGACUGCGCGGCGUCUGAAGAAGUGUGUGGACAAGAUCCGAAAUCAGUAUAGGGAAGACUGGAAGUCCAAAGAGAUGAAAGUUCGUCAGAGAGCUGUAGCAUUGUACUUCAUUGAUAAGGUGGGGACAGAAUUGGAUGGUCAGGAGUAUGUUGUGGAAUUUGACUUUCCUGGGAAGGACUCAAUCAGAUACUAUAACAAAGUCCCAGUUGAGAAACGAGUUUUUAAAAACUUACAACUGUUUAUGGAGAACAAGCAGCCUGAGGACGAUCUUUUUGAUCGACUUAAUACUGGUAUUCUAAAUAAACAUCUUCAGGAUCUCAUGGAAGGCUUGACUGCCAAGGUGUUCCGUACCUACAAUGCCUCUAUCACACUACAGCAGCAGCUUAAAGAGCUCACAGCCCCUGAUGAGAAUGUACCAGCGAAGAUUCUAUCUUAUAACCGUGCCAAUCGAGCUGUUGCAAUUCUUUGUAACCACCAGAGGGCGCCACCAAAGACCUUUGAGAAGUCAAUGAUGAACUUGCAGUCUAAGAUUGAUGCCAAGAAAGACCAGUUAGCAGAUGCUCGAAGGGACCUGAAAAGUGCUAAGGCUGAUGCCAAAGUCAUGAAGGAUGCAAAGACCAAG
Mus caroli (Ryukyu mouse) is the source of this 2024-nucleotide messenger RNA. Lineage: Eukaryota; Metazoa; Chordata; Mammalia; Rodentia; Muridae. The record is from RefSeq and is a predicted model, not a curated record.